UACCCAAACUCACCUUACAUCUUCUCCUUUAUAAAGAGGACGCCUUCUGAAGCAUAAGUUCACAUAUCAUCCUCUGGACUUGUAAUCUUCCCAUCCAUAUAAAAACACAAAAGAAAAAUCUCAAUCACAAUGGCAUCAAGCUCAGUGUCUUCUCACAGCUCGGGUUCGUGGACCGCUAAGGAGAACAAAGCCUUUGAGCAGGCUCUAGCAACUUAUGACCAGGAUACCCCUAACCGAUGGCAAAAUGUUGCACAAGUUGUUGGUGGAAAAACAACAGAAGAGGUAAAGAGACACUACGAACUCCUUGUACAAGAUAUCAACAGCAUAGAGAACGGCCUUGUCCCGUUCCCAAACUACAACGCCAAUGGCAGAGGCUGAUUCAGGAAGAAAAGAGGAUGAGAAAUACGAGGCUGCAGUGCAGUGAAUAUAGAAAACAAACUAGGAGGAUACAGUGAUCGAUCCUUCUCCCCUCAAUCAUUCAUGUCAAUGUCCAACUGUUGUUUACUUUCCUUUUGUUUCCCUCAAAAGCUUUGGCGCUGCCAAAUCAAAACAUUCAAGCUGUGUAAGGUUUAUUUUGUAACGAAAUGUCAACUUCAAGAUGAAUCAAUCUCUUUAUUAUUGCGGAAA
This is a messenger RNA of Raphanus sativus (radish), 627 nucleotides long. RefSeq names its product protein RADIALIS-like 1. Bases 130 to 378 code for a protein of 82 amino acids. The transcript is spliced from 2 exons. The record is from RefSeq and is a predicted model, not a curated record. Gene Ontology annotation, molecular function: DNA-binding transcription factor activity. NCBI's taxonomy places the organism in Eukaryota, Viridiplantae, Streptophyta, Magnoliopsida, Brassicales, Brassicaceae.